Molecule: messenger RNA, 1137 nt
Organism: Anopheles merus
Lineage: Eukaryota; Metazoa; Arthropoda; Insecta; Diptera; Culicidae
Product: ubiquinone biosynthesis protein COQ4 homolog, mitochondrial
Exons: 5
Coding region: 189-1037 (282 amino acids)
Biological process (GO): ubiquinone biosynthetic process
Cellular component (GO): mitochondrial inner membrane; mitochondrion
Source: RefSeq, a predicted model, not a curated record
AUCAAUACGACAGCGUUGUGGGACAUAUUGAAGGGUGGCUUUUUUUAGUGAUAUCUAACCACUGCGAGCCGGCCGUUAAUGCAUUUUUAGAUAAAACCAGCAUUGUCCCACUUAUUUAUCAUCCCUUUUGUAUGGGAAAAUGUAUUUAGCUGCACAUAAUCGAAGAACAAAAAAAAAAAACACCAAAAAUGUUUGUUCGAAAAAGCUGCUACCCGUUGAUAAACGCCACGAGAAGAUGUCUCCGGUAUCGCCAGCUAAGCUCUAACACGGCCGGAACCGACGGCACAACAGCACCAACAGCCAACAUUACCUUGAACGAUGAGCCACAGCCGGCAGCAGACGAGAUGGACGAGUUUACGAAAGAGUUUCUUCGCAAUCGAAUUGAAGUCAGCAACAUUCAAAGGCUAAUUUUAAGCGCCGGAAGCUCCGUCGCCGCUUUAGUCGAUCCGCGAAGACAUGAUAUGAUCGCUUGCCUGGGGGAAACGACUGGGCGGGAGGCGUUGGAAAAAAUGCUCCACUACAUGAGAUCAACCGAGGAGGGACAACGGAUUCUGGCGGAGAAACCGCGCAUCAAUACGCGCACGGUGGAUAUGGAGGCGCUAAAGAAGAUGCCAGUGCAUACGUUCGGUUACACAUACGUCAAGUUUAUGGAAGAUAAUAAUAUUACACCCGAUUCACGUAUGGAGGUGCGAUUUUUGGACGAGCCAGAACUUGCGUACGUCAUGACCCGAUACAGGGAAACGCACGAUAUGGUACACGCGAUCCUCGACAUGCCCACCAACAUGUUGGGCGAGGUAACGGUCAAGUGGGUGGAAGCGUUAAACACCGGUCUACCGAUGUGCUAUGGCGGUGCCGUCUUUGGUGCCUUUCGGCUUCGUACCAAACAAAGACAAAACUAUCUGCGAAAGUAUCUGCCCUGGGCCCUCCGGACGGGCAAUCGGAUCAAACCACUGAUGGGCGUGUACUGGGAGAAGCGAUGGGAGCAGGAUGUAACGGAACUACGCAAAGAGUUAGGCAUUGAGCUCUUGGCACCGUAGACCCAUCCGCUUUCGCGUUUGCAUCGUAUUAUAACAAAACCAAAUCGCAAUAGUGAGACGUUCGUUUGUAGUUAUUAUUUAAAAACCCCGUUUUUUUGUC